Brassica napus (rape) is the source of this 1331-nucleotide messenger RNA. Its product is annotated as protein WVD2-like 7. The transcript has 5 exons. Bases 354 to 1226 code for a protein of 290 amino acids. The record is from RefSeq and is a predicted model, not a curated record. NCBI's taxonomy places the organism in Eukaryota, Viridiplantae, Streptophyta, Magnoliopsida, Brassicales, Brassicaceae.
GCAACAUAUGAUUUUUUUAAAAAUUAAGACCCCACUGAUACGAUCCAUGCCUUUUGCAAACAGAUUACUUUGUAAUUAUAUGAUCACCAGAAAACUUCGUUUCACCUUUGGUUUCAAUUGUCAACUACUUCAUGUCAACAACCAUAGCAGAAACAAUUUAUUUUGUUAAGCUUCUUAGGCUCAUAAUUUAAGCCCAGUUUUUCAAUUUUCUUUACCAAAUCCUAAUAUAAACUCAUUUAUAAACAACAAAUUUAAAAAUUGUUCUUAAAAUUUCGAAUUCUGUUAGCCGUUUGGCUGACAGAAAAAAAAUACAAUUUGGAGAAAAGUUUUUUAGAACUGAAAGAAGAUUGGCAAUGGGUGAAUCUGCAGUUCUUUCUCAUUCAUAUUCGUUCGCAGCUCCUCUUUCACGUCAUGAAUCUCAUGAGGAUAAUACGAUCCAUGCGCUUAGCCAAUCAGUCUCCUUUGGAAGAUUCACGACAGAGAGUCUUGAAUGGGGGAAGUGGUCAAGUUUCUCGCACAAGAAGUAUGUCGAUGAAGCAGAGAAAUACUCUCAGCCUGGAUCUGUUGCUCAGAAGAAAGCUUUCUUUGACGCUCAUUACAAGAGAAUAGCUGAAGCUAAGAAAGCAAAACAACAAGUACAACCGGAAAGUGUUGCCGUGUUGCUAAACACUUUGGAGACAUUGACUAAGGAUGAGGUUGUUAAGGAAGAAGAGAGUGAUGAAACAGAGUUAGUCUUGUGUGGUGAAGAGUUGGUUUCGAGUAUUGAGAAAGAUGAAGAAGAAGAACCCAAAAGGACGAGUGAACAAGAAGACGUUGUGGAAGCUAAAACCGUGAUUGAUGAUGAUUUACAGGCUGUUAUUGAAGUGCUUGAUGGUGUGGAAGAGGAGGAGAAUCACGCUGAGGAUGAGAACUCUUCUGUCGAAGAAGAGAGAAAAUCUGUAACCAAGAACUCAUCGUUGUUUAGAUCAGAAGCUCCGGACAAAGCAAUGGAGCUUGUUGUCACACGUAAAACAAGCGACAAUUUGAUGAAGAACAAGGAAACACCAGUUCGUCGAAAAUUCAGUUUAUUGAAGUUUUUGAUGGGAAACAACACUAAGACUCAACGUCAGAACUCCAAGAAAAAGAGAGAUAAGAAACCAAACAAACCAUUUCUAUGUCUUUGCUUCAACCCUGAUGUGGUCAGGGAAACAAAAGGGCCAACCAAAACUAAGAAGAGGAAUCUCUGAGAAUAAAAGAUGGAUUCUUCUUCAGUGUUGGCUAAAACGCUUUUAGAAAGAUCUGUCCUCGGAUUCAGAGUAUGGUAGCAAAAUAGAAUCUUUUGAGUGCACAGU